This is a messenger RNA of Paramormyrops kingsleyae, 2199 nucleotides long. It is a transcript of the gene ephx4, whose product is annotated as epoxide hydrolase 4. Gene Ontology annotation, molecular function: catalytic activity. NCBI's taxonomy places the organism in Eukaryota, Metazoa, Chordata, Actinopteri, Osteoglossiformes, Mormyridae. The record is from RefSeq and is a predicted model, not a curated record.
GUAUUAAUAUAUUUUUCCUGAGACUUGCGUAUGUUACUGAGUAACACCGCCUGUAUUCGAGGUUAUCAUAAAUACUGGUUAACUGCCUUAUCUUAAGGGCUUAAUUUCAUGAACCUGCAAUCGCAAUCCCACCCCACCCCCCAUACACACACGCAGGCGUGAAUCCUGACGUCUGACUCGUCUGCGGCUGUACUCGAGUUCAUGUUGCGGGGGUCUCGGUCGGCGCUGGGGUGUCAUCGGGCUGUUAUGAGGGGACGGCGCUGCCUCCGUCAUGCACUUUCAGACGCCGUUAACCGGUUAACGGAGCGAAAACCGUCCGACGACGUGACGCGCGCUGUUUUGCACACUGUAACGUGAAGAUGGCGAGGCUGCUCCGCGGCUUGCUCAUGUUUACGUUCACGUUAACGGGCAAAAUCAAAGGCAUCGGCUUCUGGUCCCUGAUCUACGGCUAUUGUGCGCUGUGCACCUGCUGUGUGCUGCUUAAACUUUGCUGGAGCGCGAUCGCGAGGCCGUCUCGGGCGUUUCAUUGGAAAAUCCGGGAGACUGCGCCUGCCUGCCUCAACGACACGUCCUUGGGAACCCACUGUUAUGUCAAAAUAAAGGAAUCUGGCCUGAGAUUCCACUACGUAGCCGCAGGAGAGCGGGGAAAACCUCUCAUCCUGUUUCUCCACGGUUUCCCCGAGUUCUGGUUCUCAUGGCGUCACCAGCUCAGGGAGUUCAAGAGUGAAUUCCGGGUGGUGGCCGUAGACAUGAGAGGCUACGGCGAGUCAGACCAGCCCACAUCCACCGACAGCUACCGCAUGGACUACCUGCUGACCGACAUCAAGGACGUGAUGGAGUGUCUGGGCUAUAACAGAUGCUUCCUUGUGGGCCACGACCUGGGUGGCUUCGUGGCCUGGCUGUUCGCCAUCCACUACCCCGAGAUGGUGACCAAGCUCAUCGUCCUGAACUGCCCCCACCCCUCUGUGUUUGCAGAUUACACCCCCCGACACCUCAGCCAGUUGGUCAAGUCCAGCUACAUGUUCUUCUUCCAGUUGCCCCGCCUUCCCGAGCUGGUCUUCUCCAUGCACGACUUCAAGGCUCUGAAAAGCCUGUUCACCAGCAGCAGGACUGGGAUUGGCCGGAAGGGCAGCGGGCUGACCAAUGAGGAUGUGGAAGCGUACCUGUACUACUUUUCCCAGCCUGGGGCCCUCACAGGUCCCCUCAACUAUUACAGGAACAUGUUCAGCUCGCCGGCCCUGAGGCGGAGGGACGUCCGGUGUCCCGUUCUGCUGCUCUGGGGAGAGCGGGACGCCUUCCUGGAGCAGGACAUGGCAGAGCAGUGCCGCCUCUACAUCCGGGGUCACUUCCGCCUUAACAUCAUCUCCGGGGCCAGCCACUGGCUGCAGCAGGACCAGCCCGACAUCGUCAACACGCUCAUCUGGACCUUCCUCAAGGAGGGCGAGAGCCGCAAGAACCACAGGCACUCGCUGGCUUAGGCGUCUGCCGCAGGUGCCCGUCAGGAAACGAACAAGACCCACGCAGCGCUGGCAGUGAGGACAAUAGUACAGCCUUCCUUUUGACUUACUUAAUCAUCAGUUAACAAGCACAUUUGAAGUCGUCUUAAUUUUUUUGUUUUGUUUUCCGUUGCCUCAGUACUUGUAAUUGAGCAGUUUACCAAUAGGGAUAAUCUCCCUGUCAAUCGUAUUGCAUGGUGCCUUUGACUGACCAAGGUGGUCCUGACAAAAAAAAAAAAAAAAAACAACAACAACAACAACAACAACAACAACAACAACACCCAUUUGCGUGACCGAACCCGUGACAAUCACUGUAGGCAUCUGCUCCAUUUCCCAGAGGGACAGGACUGUGUGGGCUGUGGAGGAAUUUCGGGAAACCCCGCGCUACCCUUGUGAGAGGUUCCUGCAGAAUCCUGAUCCUCUCCCCAAGCUCUGCACUCCCUUGUUAGCUGUGACAGGAGAAUCUCAUCUCCCCGGCCUUCUUGCUCUCUCUCUAUCAGGUGGUGUCUUCUUAAUGAAUGUUUUUACUGGUACGUUUAAUUUUCCUCCUCCUUUCGGUUACCUUGGCCUUCCUGUAAUACGAGGUGAUGGUUCAGUAUUGUAAACAUUUUGUAUUUAUGUCCGAAACACGGCAUUUAUUAUUUCAAUGAGAAUUGUUUUCAUCAUUUUAAUUUUCUAAACAAAUAAACAGCAAUGAAAGUGA